Homalodisca vitripennis (glassy-winged sharpshooter) is the source of this 1946-nucleotide messenger RNA. RefSeq names its product alpha-L-fucosidase (gene Fuca). NCBI's taxonomy places the organism in Eukaryota, Metazoa, Arthropoda, Insecta, Hemiptera, Cicadellidae. The transcript has 10 exons. The coding region runs from base 283 to 1725 and encodes 480 amino acids. Gene Ontology annotation, molecular function: alpha-L-fucosidase activity. The record is from RefSeq and is a predicted model, not a curated record. Gene Ontology annotation, cellular component: lysosome. Gene Ontology annotation, biological process: fucose metabolic process; glycoside catabolic process.
UAAUGUACAGUCGUCACGUCACUCGGCUUCAGUCAUAAUCAUUUCUCAAUCGAUCUAACGAGUGAGACUGGUCUGGGAGCUCUUACUUAUUGUUUACUCUGUAGAUGACUGAUAAUCUGGGAGUUGAUGUGUCGCUAGGAGCGUUGUAGUCGCUAGGCGUACAUUUUCUGGAGAAGUGACGCUCCUACAAUAAUAGUGUGUGUGAAGGAUUGGUGAUUUUCAUCCAAUAGAUAUAUUGCUAUCUGCUUAGUCAGUGGUUGUUUGCUUAGUAGGCGAGCUGUGAUGGCAAGUGUAGCCACUCUAAUCCUGAUAAUAAUUGGACUCCAAUUCUCCUGUGGAGAAUACAAACCAACAUGGGAUAGUAUAGACUCUCGUCCAUUGCCGCAGUGGUAUGAUGAUGCAAAACUGGGUAUUUUCAUCCACUGGGGUGUAUUUUCCGUCCAGAGUGUAAGCAGUGAGUGGGCAUGGAAAAACUGGAAAGAAAACCUGAGUCAACCUCUUAUCAAAUAUAUUGAAAAUAAUUACCCAAAGUAUAUGACGUAUCAGGACUUUGCGAAAGAAUUCACUGCAGAAUUAUUUAAUCCUGAGCAAUGGGCGAAGAUUAUACACUCAUCAGGAGCUAAGUAUGUUGUGCUUACCAGCAAACAUCAUGAAGGUUACACUCUAUGGCCAUCUAAGUACUCCUUCAGCUGGAACUCUAUGGAUGUUGGACCACACAGAGAUUUAGUUGGUGAACUGAAAGCAGCCUUGGAGAACUAUACUGAUAUUACAUUUGGUCUUUACCACUCAAUGUUUGAAUGGUACAAUCCUCUCUACCUUGCCGAUAAAGCUGCAAACUAUUCAAAUUUGAGUAGUGUAAACUUUGUUGACUCCAAAAUAAUUCCAGAAUUGGUUGAAUUGGUAGAGAUGUACAAGCCACAAGUACUCUGGUCUGAUGGUGAUUGGGAUGCUCCCAGCAGCUACUGGCGAUCACUGUCAUUCCUUGCGUGGCUAUACAAUAGUAGCCCUGUUAAGGACACUGUUGUCGUCAACGACAGGUGGGGCAGUGACACUCUUUGUAAACACGGUGGCUUCAUGACAUGUGCCGACAGAUUCAAUCCUGGAGUUCUCCAAAAAAAGAAGUGGGAGAAUGCAAUGUCAAUUGAUAGCAAAUCCUGGGGCUACAGAAGAACUGCAUCUUUAGCAGAUUACCUUUCGAUAUAUGAAAUCCUUACAAACUUGACUGUUACUGUUAGUUGUGGUGGAAAUGUACUAUUGAAUGUGGGACCAACCAAAGAUGGAAUAAUUACUCCUAUUUUUGAGGAAAGGCUGACCCAACUGGGGACUUGGAUGAAAGUUAACGGAGAAGCUAUUUACAAAUCCAGACCAUGGACUGUUUGCCAGAACGACUCUAUGACAUCUGGGGUCUGGUACACAACAAAUAAGAAAAUGACUGUUCUAUACGCCACGUUUUCCCCUUGGCCAAAUGACAAUUUUAUUAAAUUGGGCUGUCCAAAAUUUACAUUUAGCACAAGGGUCCAGUUAUUAGGACAUUCUGAGUACUUGGAAUACCUGAACUCCAAGCCAUUUGUGGAGGUAAAACUUCCAAACAAGGCAAACAUCACCAGUGAGUGGGUGUGGACUUUGAAGAUAACUGGUGCAAAGAAUCUGAACAAAUACUACGAAUACACAAGCGAGAAGAGUUUCCAAGAUGAAAUUUCCGUGACAAAAGCUGUAGAUCUGUAAAGUCUUUGCAUAGCUAUAAAUUUUCUGGAUAUGAGAGUUAUUUAACUAGUUGUGCUUAAUAUAGUAAUUAAUCCUAUUAAAACUUAGUAAAAAAACUAAAGAAGCUUUGAAAGUGAAACAUUAAUUUUUUAUAUAAUUUCGUAGGUGUUUUAGUAAAAGAUUUUCUGAUUGAAUGCUACAAAAUUGUUUUGAAUAAAAAUAAAUAAUUAUUUUUAAUAACA